Lagopus muta (rock ptarmigan) is the source of this 2199-nucleotide messenger RNA. RefSeq names its product SRY-box transcription factor 18 (gene SOX18). Gene Ontology annotation, biological process: angiogenesis; vasculogenesis; lymphangiogenesis. Gene Ontology annotation, molecular function: RNA polymerase II cis-regulatory region sequence-specific DNA binding; DNA-binding transcription factor activity, RNA polymerase II-specific. The transcript has 2 exons. The record is from RefSeq and is a predicted model, not a curated record. Lineage: Eukaryota; Metazoa; Chordata; Aves; Galliformes; Phasianidae. Bases 207 to 1463 code for a protein of 418 amino acids.
CGGGGAAAAAAAAAAAAAAAGAAAAAAAAGAAAAGGAAAGAAACCAAAACAACCCAAGGCGACCCCAAAUCCCCCCGAAACCACCCGAACGUGGGCGAAGAAGCGAGCGGAGCUGCUCGGCGGCUGCAGGAGGCGGCGGGACGCGCGGGACUCGGUUCUCUCUCCGGCACCCGCUCGGGUCGGACACAAAGUGCUGUCCAGCUGGAAUGAAUAUAUCUGAGUCAAACUACUGCCGAGAGGAGAUAUCGCAACCCCGGGGCGACUGUUCAUGGGUCACCGGCGCCGUGCCGGCCGCUGAGCCCGGGCUCGCCUUCCCUCGGCCCCCGGGAGCCGCCUCCCCCUCCAGCCGCACGCCCAGCCCCGAGCCCGGCUUCGCCUUCGGCCCCGCGGCCCCCGGGGCGGCCCCCGGCGCGGCCCCCAGCCGCACGCCCAGCCCCGAGCCGGGCUAUGGAUACAGCCCCCCGGCCGGCCGAGCCGAGGGGAAGGCCGGGGAGGAUUCCCGCAUCCGCCGGCCCAUGAACGCCUUCAUGGUUUGGGCGAAGGAUGAGCGCAAACGGCUGGCGCAGCAAAACCCCGACCUGCACAACGCCGUGCUCAGCAAGAUGCUGGGCCAAUCAUGGAAAGCCCUGAGCGCCAGUGACAAGCGUCCCUUUGUGGAAGAGGCCGAGCGGCUGCGAAUCCAGCACCUCCAGGAUCACCCCAACUACAAGUACCGCCCGAGGAGGAAGAAGCAAGCCAAGAAAAUCAAGAGGAUGGAACCCAAUAUCCUCCUGCAUAACCUUUCCCAGCCUUGCAGUGACAACUUCAGCAUGAGUCACCACGGCGGCAGCCAGCCGGGCCACCCCCAGCCUCCCCCACUCAACCACUUCAGAGAACUCCACUCCAUGGGGUCGGAUAUUGAAAACUACGGCUUGCCAACUCCCGAGAUGUCUCCCUUGGAUGUCUUGGAACAGACCGAGCCGGCCUUUUUCCCCCCGCACAUGCAGGAGGACUGCGGCAUGAUGCCCUUCCGCGGGUACCACCACCACCACCCCCAGAUGGAGUUUCCCCAGGAGAAGUGCCUGGGCCGGGACGUGGCCGUGCCCUACGCGCAGCCCCCAGCGCACUUGGCCGAUGCCAUGAGGACUCCCCACCCCUCCGGCCUCUACUACAACCAGAUGUGCUCGGGGACUCAGAGCGGGCUUUCCGCCCACCUGGGCCAGCUCUCACCUCCCCCCGAAGCCCACCACAUGGAGAGCGUGGAUCACUUGAACCAAACCGACCUUUGGACGGACGUUGACCGCAAUGAGUUUGACCAAUAUUUGAACAUGAGCAGGACUCGUCCCGAAGCCUCGGGACUGCCUUAUCACGUCUCCCUGUCCAAAGUGACUCCUAGGAGCAUCUCCUGCGAGGAGAGCAGCUUGAUAUCCGCCCUGUCCGACGCCAGCAGCGCCGUCUACUACAGCCCAUGCAUCACCGGCUAGGCUCGCGCGUGCACCCAACGCAACAAGCCAACGAGCAGCCAAUCCUCCUCUAACCGCGAGCUCCGUAAUAUGUAGAGUAUCUCAUUAAAUGCAUCGCUUUCUUUCUUUAAAAAAAAAAAAAAAAAGAAAAAAAAAAAAAAAAAAACACCUAAAAAACCACAACCCAACCAUGCUGAACUCACCGAUAUACCGUAUCUCUAUAUAACACAUAGAUGCCUUCCCAAAGCCAAAGGUUAACCACGCGCUAAGCCCGCCUGCCCGCUGCAGCUCCCAUCGCUCCAUCCUCUCGGGGGCAUUUUUUAGGCAAUUGCAGUGAAUCCUGCCUGAGCCAACCCAGCACCAACACCAUCACCCAUUGCCCAGCACCCAGCCCUAGGAACUCACACACUGGGGGCCCUCGGGAACCCUUUUUGGGGGCUGUUGAAGACUCGUGGUGCCCGGUUGUGGUGGUCUUUAGGACAGUUUUUACUGUAUUCUCAGCAAUAUAUUUUAAUUGGGCAACAAAACUAUAUUUUUACUAAGCAUUUUUAUAUAUAUAAAAUGGUAUUUAAUGUCUUUUCAUUUUGUCGUCGUCGUCGUUUUGGUGGUUUGUUUUUUUUUUUUGUUGUUUUUUACUAUUAGACUUUUUAAAAAAGAAAUCAAGGGAUAUCCAUGAGAUCUAAAGCAUUUAUGUAGCAAAGCUGGAUUUAAAAAAAAAAAAGAAAAAAAAGAAAAAAAAAAAAAAAGGGGGGGAAAA